Molecule: messenger RNA, 522 nt
Organism: Racocetra fulgida
Lineage: Eukaryota; Fungi; Glomeromycota; Glomeromycetes; Diversisporales; Gigasporaceae
Source: the annotation of a GenBank genome assembly
AUGCCUGCAGUUCUUUCGUUAAUUGAAAUUCUGAAAGACUAUUUAAUUGCAACCACUGCUAGUAUGAAUGAACUUCAUCAUAGUAAUGAAAGUGCCUGUAGUCCUGGAAAUAAUAGUACUAUAUACCGAGUUAGUGCUUGUGAACCUCAUCAACUUAAAGACGAAUAUGUUCAAUUGGAUGAUCUAUUAUCUGAAAAAUCAUUUUACGAACAUAUAGAAAUUCAACAAUAUCUUCCAGACGAUGCUAUAAGCCGAUACAAAUUUAUGAAAGAAUAUUAUCAGGGCAAUUAUUUGGAAACAAUUAACUACAUAUGGAGAGAAAAUGAAAUAUCAAAUAACGAGCAAGAUGAAACACCAAAAGCAUGUAUAUUAACUAAAAUCCAUGAAGAGUUACCUCAUUAUUUUACAUGGCAAAUGAGAAAAAAUGUGCUUAAUAAGAAAGUUACACCAGCAGUAUUAUGGAUGCUUCAUUUUGAUCUUACUGGAAAUGCAGCUAUAACUUCGGAUGCAGUCAGUCGUGAG